AUGACCAAGAUUUUCGACACGAUGAUUAGCCAAUUGUAUGUCAACGGACGUUUAGUUGGGAUGGAGGAAGAGGCUCAAGAAGUUAUGAUCAAAGACGGCAAGGUGGAAUGGAUUGGCUCUUCGGAGCACCGACCGACCAUUCACGACGUGGAGAUAGUGGAUGUAGAAGGGUCAUGGAUAGCGCCUAGUAUGAUAGAUUGGCAUGUUCAUUCAAAGCUAGCUGCAAAUUAUGAUCAUAGAGUGCACUUGUCUGAGGAGACAUCGGCUCAAGCUGUCUUUUUGGCAAUGCGAAAAGCACUUGAUGAUCCUAAAUUCGACACCUUUGAAUUAGUAGGUGUAGAUAUGCGGAACGGUAAUUGGAACGAUAAUCACCUUAUGAACCGGGCAACUUUGGAUAAAGAGGUCAGCUCAACCAGGCCAAUCUACCUGUUUUACAAUGGUUACCACACAGUAGUGGCUAAUUCGGUUGGAUUAGAAAGGUAUAAGAUCAAAUCUGAAUCUGGAAUCUUGCACGAGACGGAAGGAUGGGAUAUAACUUAUGGUGUGGGACAAUUUGAGGAUGAAGUAAUGGAUAAAUGGAUUUCCACUUGGGCCAAUAACGCAGCAUCACUCGGUAUAACAGAGAUUGUUGACCUGGAGAUCGACUUUAACAUCCGAGACUGGCAGAGACGUUGCAAGAAUGGGUUUGAUACCCUACGUGUCCAUACCGGUAUCUACGAUCCUCAUUUCCCGGAUGCAGUCAAGAGAGGCGUUAAGAGUGGGGAUGUGGUACCCGAGACCAACGGGUUAGUCACUGUUGGUCCGUACAAGAUAGUCACGGAUGGUGGACUCGGUUCGCAAACUGCUUUUUGUCAUGACGCAUAUCCUGAUACGACAUUCCACGGUAUCUUUUCGUUUACCGCGACUGAACUUGAAGAAAUGACACAGCGAGCGACAAAUCAUGGCUUCAAAUUAGCUAUACAUGCCAUCGGUGAUCAAGCCAAUUCGGUCUGCUUAAAAUUACUUGCAUCAAAUCCUGUGCCGCCCUUGAAUGGGUCCACCAUCGAACACGCACAAUUGCUCAACCUUGACGAUAUUGAGAUCUUCAAUGAGUUAGGUUUGAUUGCUUCUGUACAACCAAAACAUCUAGUAGACGAUAGGGAGACUUGCCUAAAGUAUUGGCCUGGUAGAGAACACCGAGCUUGGGCACUCAAAAGUCUCGCGGAUGCAGGUGUCGCAAUGAAAUUCGGAAGCGAUAGUCCGGUAGCGGAGAUGGAUCCUUGGGAGGCUAUGGCAGUUGCAGUAUCUCGUCGUAGAGCUGGCGGGCUACCACUAAGCGAAGAACAAGCGGUGGAUGUAAGGACGGCCUGGGUUUCAAGUACUUCGAAUGGCCGCCUUGCGCUCCAAGUCGGUGACAAGGCAGAUAUGGUUAUAAUCGACCGGAAUCCUCUGGAAUGUGACGCAACCGGACUAAGAGCUACAACAGUCUUCCGUACCAUAUUAGGAGGGAGAUGUACCUAUAGGCGAGCAUAG
Messenger RNA from Kwoniella shivajii, 1512 nucleotides. RefSeq lists its product as uncharacterized. NCBI's taxonomy places the organism in Eukaryota, Fungi, Basidiomycota, Tremellomycetes, Tremellales, Cryptococcaceae. The record is from RefSeq and is a predicted model, not a curated record. The coding region runs from base 1 to 1512 and encodes 503 amino acids. Gene Ontology annotation, molecular function: hydrolase activity, acting on carbon-nitrogen (but not peptide) bonds. The transcript is spliced from 4 exons.